AUGGAUGUGUUCGAUCAGCAAUUACCAAUAAAAUAUGGAGAUGCGGAAAGUUUGAGAAGAUUUGUGCAAACUUCCCGCUCAUGUGUGAAUUCAUUGGAGAAGACUGGUGUGGAUGUGCGACAACAGUCUGAAAUUUUAGUGUACUACAUGAUGAAGAGAUUACCGAAUCAAUUAAGAGUGGAUUGGGAGCGGUCAAUAUCUUCAACGCAGAAUCUGCCGAGCUUUGAGGAGCUCAGUCAGUAUCUUGAAACACAGUACAGAACAAUGAUUACGGCGUCAGCAGAGAAUGCAGCUCAGCAGCUACGUUUACGGCGCAAACAGGCUAACAUCACGAUUACUGGGUUAGCAGAUACUAAAAUCACAGAUGCGGCUGCAGAGGUGGAGCUAGUCAUAGGAUCAAUCUACAACCCACAUGCGAAAUACAAGCUGCUCGCGUCAGUAAUACCUCUAGUGAGUAAGCGCAUGCCCAUCAAACGACUGCCGUUUGAAGAGUGGACUCAUCUGAAGGGCUUACCGUUGGCCGACCCUAACUUCUUCAGUCCACAAGGAGUUGAUAUUUUGUUGGGAAAUGACGUCUACGAUGAGCUGAUGUUAGGAGAAGUGCAUCGAGGAAUACGUGGUAUGCCUCUGGCGCAAAAUACGCAUUUGGGAUACAUUGUAUCAGGAAAAACGAAUCAAGAAGCUGGUAGGAGAUCGUCCUACACCAUAACGGUACGAAGGAAGGAAGCUGAUGAGAUACUUGAACAAUUGUUAUGUAAGUUUUGGGAGCUAGAACAAUUCGACGAGGAGCCACGUGGGGUUUCAGUAGAGGAUAACUGGUGCGAAGAUUUCUUCGUUAAGACACAUAGCCGAAUGCCGUCUGGGAAAUAUGUUGUUCGUCUUCCUUUUCUUACAUACUUGGACGAAUCAAUGGUAAUUGGAGAAUCAUAUAAGAGCGCGUUAAAACGAUUACAUUCUCUGGGCAGACGGUUGCGUAACGAUGCGAGUUUGAAGAACGCUUAUGUUGGCACGAUAAAUGAGUAUCUGGAGCUGGGUCAAAUGGAACGUGUAACGUCACGGGCUAGUAAGACGGGCAAUCCUGCAUUGGGGGGAGUCGAUCAUUGCUACCUACCGCAUCACCCAGUCAUAAAGGAAUCGUCAUCAACUACGAAGGUACGAGUUGUCUUCGAUGGAUCGAGCAAGACGAGUAAUGGAAAAUCGCUUAAUGAGAUUCUAGCAAUAGGUCCAAAUUGCACGUACAUCUUCAAGGAAUCAUUCUCAUUGGCGAGGGCUAAAAUGGGUAUUUAUGGCGGAUGUUGA
This is a messenger RNA of Drosophila willistoni, 1299 nucleotides long. RefSeq lists its product as uncharacterized. Lineage: Eukaryota; Metazoa; Arthropoda; Insecta; Diptera; Drosophilidae. The transcript has 2 exons. The coding region runs from base 1 to 1299 and encodes 432 amino acids. The record is from RefSeq and is a predicted model, not a curated record.